UUUUCCGACUUCACCAGAAGAGAAUAUUUUAAAACAAAUCCCUGAAAUAGGAAAGUGUAGAAUCCAAAAGGACUCGCGUAACAUCCUUUUUCGAAAUUUUCGAAGCACGUUUCUUGUAAAGUGUGUGCUGUGAUUUCGCUUAUUGUAUCCCUCGUGCGCCUGUGUUGGUGGUAAAGCAUACUAUUGUGUACGUGUGUGGAAAAUUUUUUCGCACAAUACGAAAAAACCAGUAGCCCCCAUUCAGUUGAGCUGUGAAUUUUCCGGUACGCGGAUCCCCCAGUGUCGUGUCUGGAUGCGCCGUGCAACCUGAAAAGGGAAAAGUGAAAUGUUGCAGAGUAUCUGAGAAAGAUUUACAGAAGAAUUGCAUAAUUUGAAUCUUGUUGACGAGGAUUUGCCUGUUUUAUUGUAGUGAAGUGAAAAUUCAUAGAGGAAAAUAGAAAGUUUCGUAGGCGAAUAGUGUACGUGGAAAAUUUCUGUGAAAAAUGUGCUUCUGAGCUUUUCAGUAUUCAGUGCGUAUGAAUCGCUCGGAGCUACUUGUAUCUGAAGGCGGUGCUAUCGUGAUUAUAUAGAUACAACUAACAUUUUUGUUUUAGUUAAGAGAACUUAUAUUGUUAUUCCUGUAGUCUCAGAAGUGUUAGUAGAAAAUUUACAAAGAACUUAGCUGUGAAAAGUGCGAAGACAGUGGACUUUGGAAUGUAUUGAAUAAAGAAAACGAAUGACUGAUUUGGAUACAAUAUGCCGAAGAUAAUGUCCAGUUGCUUAAAAAGUGAUGUUUGCUGAAAAUCUAAAAAUAAAUCGGUGAUAUGGGGGAUAGCAUACCGCCCCACUAUUGUCUUCAACCACCCACUCCAUCUACGCCGCCGUCAUUGUUGUCAACGCCUCCUCCUUCGCCCUCCCAUCCGCCUCGUAACCAGCACUCACCCCCGCUACCAACAAGGACCCAGACCACACGACACCAAGGACGUUCUAAUUGUUCGGCGUGUCGUUGCCGCCGAUUAUUCCAUCCGACUUCAUCAUUAUGCUUUCUACUCAUCAUUAUUUUGCUUUCGGUAUUCAUCGAAAUUACAACAACAACCGAAUCGUCUAGUGGACAACAGCAGCAGCAGCAGGAUAAGGAUAGGCAAAAACAUCAAUUAGAUUCGUCCAAACUUCAUCUCACAACCAUUUCAUCAGUCACAACGUCGUCGAGCGGUCCUGUUUCCACUACAACCCCAGCACCAUGCGAAGCUCGAGUUUUAGAGGAAAUACCACCCGAUCCGUUUUACGACGUAACCGACAUCACCGUAGAUGCUGCCAAAAAAUUUGCUGAAUACCUAGCGUCAAAAUCAACAACGGAUUUAGUGGAAAUCCGGAAAAGAGCCAAUUCAAUUGCCAACAAUGCCCUCCAAGAAGAUGAGAAUCUGCUGGCCUUUGCUAUUGCGGCCCCAAUUAUUCCAAUUGCUGUUGUUCAAUUUCGUGAAAAUGUUAAUAUACCACCACACGAUUCACAUAAUAAAACCUUCUUAAGUACCUAUUGGCGAGAAUUGGGAAUCGCCUGGAAUCAUUCAGACGGCACACAACUUUGGGGAGCUCCCUUUCGAGAUUGUGGACCACUUCAGGGAAGAUGGUUAUGGCCAUUUAGUGUAUCAGUUGUUGAAUAUGGUUAUAAAAUUGUUGCAUCGUCGUUUAUAGCAGCAGAUGUUGACCAAUGUAAUGAUGCCUUAGAAGAGAUAUUCGGAAGGAAGCACAGCUGCGACCGCGAAACGACAUUCUGUUUGCUUACGGAAUCGGAGGCGACGUCGCCACGCGGAAGCUAUACAUGCAUCUGCAAGGAAGCGUACUAUGUGCCGAACCAAACGCUUCAGGGGUUCCUCGGCGAAAAGGUAGAAAGUGCCGAUGAUAGCGAGAACUUCACAUGCAUUCCAUGUCCUGGAGGAUGCUCGAACUGUGAUCAAAACGGGGAGUGUUUGUUCGGGGAUGAGCAGGAUAUCGUCUCGAUGGAGACACUUUUGCGAGCUUCAAUAGGAUCCAUUCUGGGCGCGUGUAUGCUGUGCUGCCUGGUUCUAGCAGCAAUCGUUUUCCGACAGAGGAAAUGCAAGACUAUUGCAACGGGGAUGUGGACUGUGCUGGAAACUAUUCUGCUGGGAGUUCUGCUGCUCUAUGCUUCGGUGGCUGUUCAUUUCUUCCAGGCUUCGACGGUGCGGUGCCUGCUGGAACCGUGGUUCCGUGAAUUAGGUUUUGUGACGUGUUAUGGUGCCAUCAUUUUGAAACUUUACCGUCAUUUGGUUGAAUUUCGUACAAGGAAAGCCCAUCGAUGGGUCCUGCGAGAUGUCGAUCUUCUUAAAUAUCUAGGAACAAUGGUAUUUGCCGUAAUUUGUUAUAUGGCCGCGUUUACGGCGUCAUCGAUGGAUCUUAUUGAGACAUCGUAUAUGGAAGGAUUGCAAGAAAUUAGUACGAAUACGUGUCAUCCCUUGAAAUGGGAGUACGUGACACAAGUUAGUGAAAUAAUAAUUUUAUGUUUCGGUCUUAAUCUGGCUGUAGCUAGUCGUAAUGCAAAUACACAGUUUAGGGAACGACAAUUCCUAGUUGCAUCAUUACUCAUAGAAUUCCUAGUGUCAACCAAUUUUUAUAUCCUGCGGGCGAUUUACCUUCCCGAACUAAGUCCAGGCGAGAUAUUUUUAGCAUUAUUUUUACGAUCGCAACUGACGAAUACAAUCACCGUGGGAUUAAUAUUUUUGCCGAAGCUGUGGUAUCAACAUAAACAGGUCCGUUCUCUUGCCCAUGAUCUAUCAUUACGUUUACCUGUGGAUGCUUUCAAGGGUUCUCAUGAUGCCGGUCAUCACUUGGGUGGAGGUUAUGCGGGCCUAUGUCUAGGCGACCCGGAUAUCGGUGAAUUGACGAUAUCCGAAAUGAGUCCUGAAGAUAUUCGAGCCGAACUCAAAAGACUGUACACACAACUUGAAGUUCUUAAGAAUAAGACUUUACGACAAGAUAAUCCCCAUAUUAGUAAAAGGCGUGGAGGAAGGAAAGCAGCUCAUCGGAGAUUUUCAUUACAGAAGAAAGGAAGCAAAGAUAAGGCAUUAAGUGCUAAACAUCGUAGUAACAAACAUCAUGACAUUGAAGUAACUGAAGCCGAACCAUCAAGAACACCCGAAGAUUCCGUCUGUAGUGCCGAAGGACCAACCGAUACUUACGCUGAAAUAUCUGGAAUCUCUCAUUCGGUGGUAUCACAUUCAAAAUAGUAUCGCUGAAAAAAUUGGAAGCGAGAAAUCGAAGAAAAUCCUGAAUCGCCGCAAAACAAGAAAAGAAGAACAACAUGCACCAUGGGUGCAUGGUACAGCAAAACGUACGCAACAAAGAAACAAGUAAACUUCCAACUAUAACAUUUUCGCAUAAUUUGUUUUGAUGCAAACAUCUCAUCCUUAGAUAAUACUCUAUUUGUUUAUAUAUUGAAGAAAUUGGAAUGUUUAUAUCUAAAAUUCAAGAACAAAGUACUACACUUACUAACUAUUAAAUUAAUGAUGAAUGUAAUUAUUAAUCGUAUAUUAUUUAUUUUUCCAUGUUUAAGUACUAUCUACUAUUAGCUACUACUAUUAUUAUUAUAAACGAAAAUUUAUGAAGAGUAAUCUUACUAAACAGUCACGCAGAAUGGCAGAGAAAAUGCGGGUUAUUACCAAAUGUAUGUAUUGUACUAUGAAGUGUUAAUUUACCAAAAAUUUGGAAUUGGCUUCCAUCGGAGAUAGUGUGGUUACGUUAUGAGCCAAAAUCUUGUCUACUUUCAUAUUAGUUCAAGAUUCCCGGAUAAAAAAUCAUUACAUAAGCAGUAAAUAUAAUCCAUCAGAUCCCUUCGGGAAUGUGUGAAGUUUGGAUCACCCGUCUCUUCUUCUUUUCUUAUUAUACUUUUCUUCUUAUUUUCUAUUAUAUUUCAUUUCUUACUAAAACUACGCCUCACUGAUGGAGACUCGCAAGGCUAAUGUUCAACCACCUUGUCCACAAUAAUAAUAAUAGUAUCAAAGGAAAUUGAACCGCGUCCUAGAAGAGCUAUUGUGCCAAUUUAAUAGUUAUAAUAUAUCUAACAACUAUAGUAAGUCACUCAAUCCUAUAACCAAUAGGAAUUCUGAAGUGUCUUCUACUUCAAGAUGAUCCAACCUGAUAUUAAGUAUCAUUAUUAUUCUGUUAAGGGAAAGUCGCCCCGCGUCCUUAAAGAACUAUUGUGCCCCUUUUACUGGUUAUAGUGUACCUAUUAAUUAUAGUAUCUCAAGCAAGCCUAUAA
This is a messenger RNA of Hermetia illucens (black soldier fly), 4252 nucleotides long. It is a transcript of the gene smog, whose product is annotated as probable G-protein coupled receptor 158. The coding region runs from base 804 to 3221 and encodes 805 amino acids. Gene Ontology annotation, biological process: G protein-coupled receptor signaling pathway. The record is from RefSeq and is a predicted model, not a curated record. The transcript has 14 exons. Gene Ontology annotation, cellular component: membrane. Lineage: Eukaryota; Metazoa; Arthropoda; Insecta; Diptera; Stratiomyidae. Gene Ontology annotation, molecular function: G protein-coupled receptor activity.